Molecule: messenger RNA, 618 nt
Organism: Ctenocephalides felis (cat flea)
Lineage: Eukaryota; Metazoa; Arthropoda; Insecta; Siphonaptera; Pulicidae
Exons: 5
Coding region: 1-618 (205 amino acids)
Source: RefSeq, a predicted model, not a curated record
AUGGAUGAAUUUCAAAGUUUUCCUUUGAAUAAAAACACUAUCAACGUUCCAGAAUUGGAUAAAAAUCAGUUAGCAUUUCCACAUGCUAAAAUUUGUUUUACUGAAUUGUCUUCAUCUCAAAUACAGCAAGAAGGGCAAAUUAAAAGCAAUGUCACAGUGGAAAAUGCAGUUUUGACAUCUCAUGCACAAUCCAAACCUGCUAUUAGUGGCAGUAAAAUUGUUUCUAAGAAUAAAGUAAAUUUAUUUCCAGAAAUAAUUCCAAAGGAUAACUUGAUUCAAAUCUGUAACAUCUACUACUAUUGCCUCCAGUGUUCUACGUUAUUACACAAAUCAAAUUGUACUUCUCAUAUAUCUGGUAAAAAGCAUUCGGGAAAACAGCAAAUAACUCCUUUAUUAAAAUCAAGUGAUCUAUUAAUCUGUCUUGUUUGUAACUUGGCUUUUUUAAAAAGUAAAACAUUCAAAAGUCAUAUAAAAAAGAUGGGUCAUACUGACCGCAAGUUUCUUCACAAGGAUUGUCCAAAGUGCCAUAUAAAAUUAUUUGGUUCAUUGAAAAUCAUUAAUCAACAUGAACAUCUUACAUCCAAAUCUAAACUCGAAAUGAAUGAUAUUUCACCUUAG